Messenger RNA from Naumovozyma castellii, 2346 nucleotides. RefSeq names its product GTPase-activating protein GYP7 (gene GYP7). The record is from RefSeq and is a predicted model, not a curated record. NCBI's taxonomy places the organism in Eukaryota, Fungi, Ascomycota, Saccharomycetes, Saccharomycetales, Saccharomycetaceae. Bases 1 to 2346 code for a protein of 781 amino acids. The transcript has a single exon.
AUGGAUACUUCCCAUACCACUCACACAAGCAACAACAUGAGUACAUACAUUCGAUUCUGCAAGAGCAAAGUGUUUGUCCAUCCUACAAGGAACGCUCAAGACAACAACGCUGGCUUCCUCCUCGUAACAACAGAAACCGAUCAACCAUUAUAUGAAUCUAAAGUGGCAUGGGUCCCUGAGGCUACCCUUUCUCGCAAGCAACUGGCCUUCUUAAACAAGUUGGACCUUGACCCAUCAGGAGGAAAGACCGCCUCUCAUAAGCAUUCCCCAGAACAAGCCAUCUUGCAACUAUCAAGUUUCCAUAUACCUCUAGCAUCAUUAUAUUCCAUCCAAUUUAGAAACCCAAGUCCGUCCGGUUGGUGGUAUGGAUCGAUCAUCUUGAAUUCCAAAUCGAGAGUGGAAACGUUGCCUAUUCUAUUCUUUCACGACGAUGUUUGUCCAUCUACACUUAAUAAGAAGAAAGAAUUAAAUAAGAAUUUCGAUCCAUUCACCACUUCAGGUGAUGUUUAUUGGGGUGGUAUGGACUUUAAAGAUUGUGUCAGUAAAUUGGUUGACUUACAAAAGACAUUAGUGGAUUCCACCGUUUGGUUGGUUAACCCCACUUUGGAUGAUCUAAGAAACUUCUCACCUCAAAAGAAUACAAAUGCCAAACCAAAUGAGGCAGCUACGGCAACGGAAGGUUCAGAAGAUACUGGGUUCCUUCCUGCCUCAUUUUGGAGUAAAUUGGAUUCUGCGAAAUGGACCAUCAUGUCUCAAAUUGCUGAAAAGACAAACCAAACUGGUAACAUGAUUACUCAUUUGAUUAAAAAACAUCCAAUUGUUAAAUUUGUGGAACAAAAUAAUGAUAAUCCAUAUGUGAGAAAAAUGUUACAAAAUCCUAAAGUAUUGGAAGUGCAAGAUGAUUUUGAUUCUGCAAGAAUUUAUUUAGCCAAAUGGGCCCUUGGUGUCAAAGAAGAAGCUGAUAAGUAUCAACUGGAUGAUUCGUAUAGAAGGUUGUUAAUCAAUGAGUUGAAGAUGGAAGGUGAACAAGAUGAGACCACAGAAACCAAUUUUGAUUUGGGUAUGGAUAUUCAAUUUAGUCAACAAGAAUUAAAUGUGGCUAUUGAGAGAAAUUUCCCAUUGACAAGACCCAAAUGGGAUUCAUUUUUCGACUCCCAAGGAAGAAUUUCUAUAACGGUUGCUGAAAUUAAAGAUUUUAUCUUUCAUGGUGGUGUUGAUGUAAAUGAUUUGGAAUUGAAAAGAGAAGUAUGGUUAUUCUUAUUUAAUGUGUACCCAUGGGAUUCAUCCAAGGACGAGAGAUUACAAAUUUUGGAGAGUUUGCAAGAAAGUUAUAGUAAUUUGAAAAUGGUCUCAAUGAAGGCUUCAUUCGGAGAAGAUAAUUCAGAGGAAAAGGAAUAUUGGGAUGAUCAAAUAUUUAGAAUUGAAAAGGAUGUUAAGAGAAAUGAUCGAAACGUGGAUAUUUAUCAAUAUAACACUACUGAUGGUAAACAGCCACUCUCUGAACCAACAGAACCAUCUGAAGAGGGAACAGAUUCCGAAAUGGAUGCCAAUAACGAACAUUGGACCAUUAACAAUCCACAUCUAUUAUGCUUAAAAGAUAUCUUGGUCACAUAUAAUAGUUUUAAUCCCAAUUUAGGCUAUGUUCAAGGUAUGACAGAUCUCUUAUCUCCAAUUUAUUAUAUUAUCAGGGAUGAAACUUUAUCAUUUUGGUGUUUUGUUAAUUUUAUGGAAGUUAUGGAGAGAAAUUUCCUAAGAGACCAAUCUGGCAUCCGUGACCAAAUGUUGACUUUGACGGAAUUAUGUCAAUUGAUGUUGCCCAAAUUAAGUGAUCAUUUAAAGAAAUGUGAUUCCUCGAAUUUGUUUUUCUGUUUUAGAAUGUUAUUAGUUUGGUUCAAGAGAGAAUUUAUCUUCCAAGACGUGUGCUCCAUUUGGGAAAUCUUUAUGACCAAUUUUUAUUCCUCUCAAUUUCAAUUGUUCUUUAUGUUAGCAAUGUUGCAAAAGAAUAGCCAACCCAUAAUUAAUAACUUGACACAAUUUGAUCAAGUGUUGAAGUACUUCAAUGAUUUGCACGAUACGAUGAAUUGGAAGGACCUCAUGAUUAGGGCGGAAUUGCUUUUCAUAAAGUUUAAGAAAAUAAUGGCCAUUACCGAACGUCAAAUGAACAAUAUACCAACAAGGAGGAAAGUGGUGACAUCUGGAUUGGAAGUACAUCAAGAGAAUGAAGACGAAUCAGAGUCUACUAAACAGUCUAUGCUGCCUAGUGACAGUAAGUAUUUGAAAUUGCUACUAAGCAAGGAGCCAAUUCGCCAACGUGAAGAACCCAGAACCAAGCAUUCCAUCCGAUAA